UUAGCGUCCGGCCUCAUUGGGCCUCUUCUGAUCUGCUCCAAACAGACUUUGGAUCGAGGAGGAAAUCAGAUAGUUACAGAUAAGGAAAAUAUCCUCUUCUUCUGUAUCUUCAAUGAAACUCUCAGCUGGUACCAUGAAGAAAAUAGUCAAAAGUCUGCUGAAACCGUAACAGAAGGCCAAAGCGCCAUAGGGGAUUCUCCAGGAUUGAACCUGAUUUACACUAUAAAUGGGAUCUUGGAUUCUCUGCAAUCCAGUAUUUGCCAGAAUGAGGUCAGCGUGUGGCAUGUGUUAAAUCUGGGUCUGGGCACAAAACUGAUCUCCAUUUACUUUGGAGGCAACACGUUCAUGGUGGACUCAAGCUACCAAGAAACACUGACUCUGAUCCCGAUGAAUGGAAAGACGGUCGUCAUGGUCAUGGAAAAAACAGGU
Staurois parvus is the source of this 429-nucleotide messenger RNA. NCBI's taxonomy places the organism in Eukaryota, Metazoa, Chordata, Amphibia, Anura, Ranidae. The record is from the annotation of a GenBank genome assembly.